Messenger RNA from Lichtheimia ornata, 2745 nucleotides. RefSeq lists its product as uncharacterized. Gene Ontology annotation, cellular component: nucleus. Gene Ontology annotation, molecular function: RNA polymerase II cis-regulatory region sequence-specific DNA binding; protein binding; DNA-binding transcription repressor activity, RNA polymerase II-specific. The record is from RefSeq and is a predicted model, not a curated record. Bases 1 to 2745 code for a protein of 914 amino acids. NCBI's taxonomy places the organism in Eukaryota, Fungi, Mucoromycota, Mucoromycetes, Mucorales, Lichtheimiaceae. Gene Ontology annotation, biological process: regulation of transcription by RNA polymerase II. The transcript has 6 exons.
AUGUUUGGACGAAAGCCAAAGAACCAGACACCUGACAAUAGCCAGCCAUUCGAUAUAGGCGACAUUGACGAACUAUUGAAUGCUACAAUACCCGAAGCAGACAACGAUGCUCACGAUGCAGAUCUCAACGACCCUGAACUUCUUCAACAACUCCAGGAACUGACAUCGUCCAAUCGAGUGGCCAACGCUGGUCAUAAGAAUGAUAAUACCCACCAACGAGACAACAACGCAAAGACUAACAGUGGUGCCAAGCAAAAGCAAUCUGCCAUGGAGACCGAUGACUUCGACAUUGACCAGUAUGCAGCACUUGCUCAAGGAACCAACGACGAUGUUCAUGUUGAGCUUGAUGAGAAGGACUUACAUGACCCAACCUUGCUGAAUGCAUUGGCCGAGCUUGGCGACGAGGGAGGCAAUGACGACUUGCCAACCCGACACACUAUGGCGGAGCAAAAGCACGAUCCAUCUACGCAACCAUCGCAUGAAUCGAUACAACAUUUGGUUAGCAUGGGCUUUUCCGAGACACAGGCAACAGACGCUCUUGACAAGUACGAUGGCAAUUUGGAACGUGCGACAAACUACCUCUUGGAUACACCAAUGACCAACAAUGAUCAAAUGGAAGCGGAUGUAUCAACGACUCAAAAGCCAAUGAUGGAUGAUGAUACGAUUCGCCGAGAGACAUCUGAUGUUGGAGCAAUGGAGGAAGAGGCUGUUGAGCAAGAUGAGCAAUUCAAUGAUUUGGAAGAGCUUCAACAACGGAUAAAGCAUUAUCAAAAGUUAGCCAUUGCUGCUAAGCGUUCAGGCGAUAAGAAGAAAGCGGUCGAACUUUUACGUCACUCAAAAGGUCUUGACCAGAGAUACCAGGAAUUGAUACAACGCACAAAGAUGUCACCACCACCACCAUCACCAUCGACAGCGCAGCCCCAAGAUGAGAUCAUGCAUGAUACCCCAGCUGCAACAGAUUUGCCAGCACAAAGCAAUCCACCUAGCCCAGCACAACCAUUACCACCACCAUCACAACCAGCAGCAUCAUCAUCAUCCCCAGAACCAGAGCCACCCAAAAUGCAACCACAAGACAACACAGCAGCAAUGCAAGCUCUUCUUCAGCAAAUUGUCGCAUUGCAAAAAGAGUAUAAGGAAGCCGCCAUCCAUUACAAGAAUAUCGGCAAUUUGGCUGUAUCCAAGGAGAUGAUCAAGACUUCCAAAGAGCUUUUACGUGUUGGAAUCCAAGUUAAGAAUGGCGAGAUAGGAGAUAUCGAAGCCGUGCGCAAUAAGCUUCCUGGAAAACCUGACAUGUCACGUGGUGAUGGCAAGAUGAGGCAAAUUCAAUUGGUUGCUUCGGGAAGUCCUUCUGAACAGACAUUGGAGCAUUUGGAAUCACAGCUUGUUUACCAAGUGGAUAUAUGUCACAACCUUGCUAUCCAAAGCGCUACAAUGACGGGUCGUAAGCAAACGGGGAAAACGCUUUCUGAUUCAGCCAAUGCGUAUCAACAGCUUGAGCAAGCAUUUACAGCUGAUCUCGUUUCAAUUCGUUCGCGUCGUGAUCAAGAUAUGAAAACGACGCCUCAGCUUCAUUAUGAAUUGGUCAAUUACACGUACAAGAAUAUCCUCGAUCAUAUUCCGAUCAACCAAAUGGAGCUCAAGAUCAUUCGGGGUAUUGGAUUACAAUCACUUGAUAUAUCCACAAAUAUCGAACCAUUCGUCACAUGGGAUUUUGGCGGCUGGCCGCCAGAGAACACUGCUCAGGCAUCACUUGGAAAAGGAGAAACAGCAGUAAAGAAGGGUACUGAGCCUGAUUUUGAUGCAUCUAUCCUUAUUCCUAUCACACGCGGCAACCGUAUUUUCAUGCGUUAUAUCCAGAGGCGAAAGCUCACCCUUGAGGUCUUUCAUAAUCGCUACAGCUAUGGAUUGUUUCGACGACCACUUUCACUUGGCAAGGUGUCUCUUCCUUUGGAAACAUUGUUGUCCAAAUGCUCUAUCUCAGGGACAUUUGAUUUGAUUGAUGCCAAUCGAAGGAAAACGGGUGGCAAGCUUGAGAUACAACUUAAUUUGAGAGAACCCCUUAGCGGCGAAGACAUUGUGAGGCGAGCAGAACGAUGGCUUGUGAUUGAUGAAUUUGGCCAGGAUACCUCCUCACUCUUGGCAUCUUCAGGAUUGACACCUAUGCCGUACCAAUCACAGCAAGGACCUCCCACGAAUUCAUCAAUGCAACCACCUUCAACAGAAUCCCCUACAGCAACUAGUACUACUACCCCUGCCCCUGGAGGUACACCAUCGUCAUCAGAACCACCAUCCACUGAAUCAAGGAUGCAAAUCGAGGAGAAGACAAAGAAGCCUACAACAUCCAAAGAACCAGAAACAAACGCUGAGCUGGAGCAAGCUGAAGAAGAAUACAACAAUGUCGAUCACAUUGUUUCGAAUAUGGUUUUAGAACACGAGCUUGGAAUCGUCAACAAUGCACUCUCGGGCAAGUUAUCAGCACAAGCAAAGGAGGAAUUGAUGGAUCGAAAGCAGGCACUCGACAUCAAGAUGAACAUGCUUGUUAUUCAAGUACAAACGGGGCUACUUGACAUGGAUACCUAUCUCCAGAAUACAAGAAAGCGUCUAGAACGUGAUCGACAGCUCGCUCUGAUAUUCAAGAAGCAUAAUCGAUUGGAUUUGGCCAAGGGUGCAUUGACACGUAAAAAGAUCAUGCAAGAUGAGAUAGAAGAAGCGGAGGCUGCCAUGGCAACGCAAAGUGAAGAAUAA